CUGAAAGGGAAACAUCAGUGGAGAUAAGGCUGUCCGAAUACGCCGCAAACACCGGGCAACGGAAUUCUGCCUCCCGCAACGUCAUUAAAAGCCAUGGGAUUCCGACAGAUUACAUAUCUACAAAGGAACGGGCGUUUGCCUCCUUGAAAUGAGUUUUUAACGAGUGAUUAACUGCUUUGCAUCUAUCCCAUCCAAUCUUGAUAUAAGCCUAUUUCCAUACCAACUCGCUGCGUCUUGUUGUUUUCUGCCCCACGUACCGAUACGUUGCCUACCGACCUACUGCAAUCUAUCUACGCACAUUAAAACCACGAUACAAUGGAAACGGUGUUGGCCUCUAGCGGCGGUACUGCCCGCGCCGAUCACCUCUGUGUGCUGGUUCAUGGGCUCUGGGGCAACCCGGCACACAUGGCACAGGUUGCCAAAGCCCUCAGAGAUCGAUACUCGCGCGACCAGCUCUACAUAAUUGUCGCGAAACGCAAUAGCGGCUCAUUUACGUACGAUGGCAUCGAACUCGGAGGCCAGCGAGUAUGCCGAGAGAUUGAAGAGGAGUUGGAGAAGAUCAAGAAGACCGGGGGCAAGAUCACCAAGAUCAGCUUCAUUGGCUACUCCAUGGGUGGUCUUGUUGCGCGGUAUGCCAUCGGCUUGCUGGAGGCAAAGGGUGUUCUCGAGAAGCUGCAAUGCAUAAACUUUACUGCAUUUGCUAGUCCCUUCCUAGGAUGUCGCACGCCACUCAAAGGCUGGAACAACCACCUGUUCAACGUGCUGGGCGCGAGAACCCUCUCACUUUCAGGAAGGCAGUUGUUCGGCAUCGACAAGUUCCGAGACACCGGGCGGCCCUUGAUAGCUGUCAUGACGGACCAAGAAUCCAUAUUUAUGUCUGGUCUCCGCAGAUUCAAGCGCCACACGCUGUACAGCAACAUCGUCAACGAUCGAGCCGCAGUCUACUACACAACCAGCAUAUCCAAGACAGAUCCAUUUGUCGACCUAGACAAGGUUAAGCUGAACUUUGUCGAGGGUUACGAAAAUGUCAUCCUGGACCCGGACUGUCCAGUAAGGCCGAAGGAACGGGUGGCGCCGACGGCGUUCAAGGCGCUCAAGAAUGCGCCCUUCUUCCUCGCGAUGGCCGUCCUGCUGCCCAUCGGCAUCACCGCCUUCCUCCUCAACGCGGGAGUGCAGACCGCCCGCUCCUCGAAGCGUCUCCGCGCCCACCGGCAAUCCCACGACAGUAAAAACUACAGCAAGCUACCGCUGUGGGUCAAGGAGGUUCGGGGCGCGCUCGAGGACGCCUACGAGAACCUCAACAGCUCGCAGAGGCAAGAGUUCCUGGCCAGCGAGACGCCGUCGGAGGACGAGGGUGCUGGGGGUGCGGCAGACGACAGGGCCAGCACCAUGGGCGUCGAGAAGGCCGAGGACGACUCGAGGCUCGCGCUGGAGCGAAAGCAGAGUCACGCGGCAAUGCCAACCCUGGCCCUGGCGCCGUACCAGUUUUCCAUGAUUGAUUCUCUGGACUCGUUGGGGUGGCGCAAGUACCGCGUUUGGAUCCAGAAGAAUAACCACAGUCAUGCCGCUAUCAUCGUCAGGAUUGUCAGGGACAGCUAUUCCGAGGGGUACCAGGUUCUCAAGCACUGGCUGGAUAAUGAGUUUAUCAUUUGACUAGAUUCCUGAGCCGACGACAACUGUAUGCUCCUGGCCUAGUGGCUGAGCUUGUUACUCUUGUAUCCCUUUUUACUUUGUCUCUAUUGGUCGAAUUUUCUCAUGGUUAUUUUCUGCGUGUCCGAGCCUGCUUGUUGCUCUGGGUAGAUUUGUGAGCGAGGCGCUAAGUUGGCUUUAAAAUAUAUCGGCUAGGUUUCCCUGACCUUACCAAAUUCUAAUAUUUCAAGAAUUUGUUUCUACCAACCCAUUGAGUUUGUUGUCAUAGCCCGCGGUUUGCCUACCUCAUCUGUACAACUUCAUACGGAAUCAUAAGGACUAGACUAGACUAGUUCUAGUACCUAUAGGUCAAGCCCUCGCCUCCGUGGGGGCUACUUUGUUGAAAGUCAUUGGUCAGCCGCAGCUACUAAUCGUAUCAGUGCCAG
This is a messenger RNA of Pyricularia oryzae 70-15, 2075 nucleotides long. RefSeq lists its product as uncharacterized. The record is from RefSeq and is a predicted model, not a curated record. Bases 316 to 1653 code for a protein of 445 amino acids. The transcript is spliced from 3 exons. Gene Ontology annotation, molecular function: monoacylglycerol lipase activity. Lineage: Eukaryota; Fungi; Ascomycota; Sordariomycetes; Magnaporthales; Pyriculariaceae.